Messenger RNA from Melanotaenia boesemani (Boeseman's rainbowfish), 4986 nucleotides. Its product is annotated as zinc finger protein 516-like. The coding region runs from base 674 to 4060 and encodes 1128 amino acids. Gene Ontology annotation, molecular function: RNA polymerase II cis-regulatory region sequence-specific DNA binding; DNA-binding transcription factor activity, RNA polymerase II-specific. The transcript has 5 exons. The record is from RefSeq and is a predicted model, not a curated record. Lineage: Eukaryota; Metazoa; Chordata; Actinopteri; Atheriniformes; Melanotaeniidae. Gene Ontology annotation, biological process: regulation of DNA-templated transcription. Gene Ontology annotation, cellular component: nucleus.
UUCGCCAGAGAUAAUAAUUAUUUUCUCACGAUUUUAGCAAAGUUUGUCCGCGGGUUGCUGCUGUCACAGCCGCUGCUGUGAAAGAUUAGCCGUGGACCUCCUGUGGAUCUCUGCUGGAUCUACACUCUGUACAAUUUAGCUUUUUUUUUUGAAGAGCUGCACCGGUUUCUCUCUCUCUUCUUUUUUAAUGUGCUGUUUGAGAUGAGUGGUGUUUAACUGGUCCACAGCUAGCUCACUGUGAUAUGAUAGGGAAACUCUGAGAUGCAUAAAAACCGAAGAUGAGAGAACUAGGAAAAUGAGGACCAGACGUGUUGUGGAUUAGCAACUCUGAAGUUCGACUGACACCAUGGCGACUUGAAUCUGAGUGUUUUCCUUAUUCUGGCAAAGAGACAUAACUAUCAAUUUAUUUAUUGCACCUGAGGCAGAUUUUUGCCUGACAAAGCCAAUGAUACAUCGCUCUUUAUGAAGAGUUACUGAGUCAUCCUGUGAGUUGACUUUGCUAAAUCAGCUACUCUAUUAGUGGCCUGUUCACUGGAUGACUGGAGGUAAAAAGAAUUUCAAGUGACCUGCUAAGACACAGAAGACAUCCCUAGAUGUACAGCUGCAGAUAGCAGAAGUUUCAAGUGUUAAUAAGCUUGCAAACAUUGUUACACAGGGUGGUUUCAUUUAUACCAUGAAUCCCAGAGAGAGUGUGGAAGUAAUGGAGACUCAGGCUGGAGGUCAGAAGGAGAAGCUGAUUGGAGAGAAGGCCAGACCUGACAAUGGGAAUGAAAUUGAGGGUGAGGAUGACAAAAUCCCCGGGGCUUUCAACUGCAACAUAUGUGGACGCAGCUUCCCUUUUCUUAGCUCUUUGUCACAGCACAUGCGACGCCACACGGGUGCUCGUCCGUACAAAUGCCCCUACUGCGACCACAGGGCCUCUCAGAAGGGCAACCUUAAAGUCCACAUCCGCAGCCACAAACUGGACACGCUGUCUUCUCACCACUCCAAUGACGAUGAAGAGGGUGGGGCCGAGGAAGAGGAGAUGAGGGUUUCGGAGGGUCUCGAUGGAGGCACCAGUCCAACUAAGAGCAGCUCUGCCUGUAACAAGAUGAUCAAUGGGGAUACUAGUGAGGACAGUCGGAGGAAAGUGCCUGCACGGAGCAUGAAAAGGGAAAAAUCUGUCACCACCCAGAGGCCUUACAUUUGCCGUCUGUGUGGCUAUGAAGCCCAGCGGGAAGACCAGCUCCUCAGUCACAUAGAAAAGGUCCACAUAACGGCAGAUGCAGAAGAUGAAACUGUUACUGUUAAAGAAGAGAUUGUGACUGAGUCGGAACCCAUCCAGCCCCAGAACGAUGGCACAUUCCCAUGCGAGACCUGUGGCCAGGUCUUCACACAAGCCUGGUUUUUGAAGUCACACAUGAAAAAACACGCGGGAAUACUGGACCACUGCUGUCGAAUUUGUGGGAGACGGUUCCGAGAAGCCUGGUUCCUCAAAUCUCACAUGAAAACGCACAACACCAAAUCCAGGUCUCGGUCAAAAGCAGAUCCUUCUGAGCAUCCGGCCACCAUCAAUGAUGUAGCCCAGGGUCCCGAUCUAGUUUCUGCAUCUGUUACAUCUGUUUAUCAGAUGUGUUCAAAAUGUGGGAACCUUUUCCACAGCAAAGAAAGCCUGAGAGCCCAUGACAAAGUUCACAGUCUCAAUUAUGGUAGGAAAUCCCCAAUCCAGUCCAAGCCUAGUGGUGACGAGGACUCACCAGCUGCUAAGAGACGUUUCCUCGACUACUUAAACCUCCAGUCUGUGGAGGGCAAGAGCCUGGAUGAAGUGGAAGAAAAAGAGAAAAAGAUUUUAGGUAAAAAAAUCCCAGAGCUAGAUCCAGUUUGCAGCUACCAGGCCUGGCAAUUAGCCACUAAAGGAAGGGUUGUGGAGCCCGUUGAGCCUAGUUACAAAGCCUCCUAUGGUGGAGGAAAUCUGGGGGAGGAGACCCUCGCUGGAGCUGCUGUUGUCUUUGAGAAGGAGAGUAGCAGUUAUGUCCUGCAAAGUCAAGAGAAGCGCAGCUCAGGCAGACGCAGCAGCUCUGGGUUGGGGAACCACACCUCGUCAGGGGACUGGACACCGGAGAGCCUCAGCGACUCAGAGUACCGACCCUCAUGUCGUCAAGACCGACGACGAUCAUCCCAGUCGCAAGCUUCCUCCAAGUGUAAUGAGUGCUUUGAGUGUGGGAAGAUGUUUCGCAGUCGUCACCAGAUGAUUGUCCACCAGCGGGUCCACAGGAAGGAUGGAGGCAGGGCAUCUGUGGGAGAGAAAGAAAGAACCACAAGAGAUGACCGAUGGGGUUCCAACAGUGAUCCAGACUCUGGCUCCCCCAGCCGACCCAGCACUCCAGGGUAUGGAGAUUCUCCACCUGCCUCCACCCUUGGACAUCAAGCCUCGGAGAUGGGUUCUUCAAACUCUGGAGAGCUUUCAGAUGUGAAGCCCUACAUUUGCAGCCUGUGUGACUUUGCCACCACAGAGACCCAGGCCUACCUGAAUCAUGUUCGUGUCCAACACCCGGCUGCCUCAAACGAUAGACCCAGCCCCAUUCCCAGCCCCAGCUCCAGCUUGGACAGAGGCACCUCUGGGGGUUAUCCCAAAAUUAAGAAAGCUUUCAUGCAGAACAACACCGUAUCCCUCCAUGCUAAUCUCACCGCUCGUUCCUCUCCACGUGAUCCUACCUUGAUCCCUAUUGAUCUGUGUGUGAGGGCUGAAGGCAUCAGGGCUGUAUCUUCCCCAGAUAGAAAAAGCCUCCCUAGCCACAAGUGCUCCUUCUGCUCUCACUCCACCCGCUACCCUGAGGUGCUCUGGAUGCACCAGACGGUGGCUCACCGCAUCAACGGCAGUAGCUCCAAUCUGGCUCCUAAAUGGGCUCCUAAAAACAACACAAAGGGCUCCAAAGACAGUUUAUUGUCCUCCAGGAGACGCACCGGACCUCCACCUGUCCUGGAAGGAAGGGAGUGUCAGCCGCUGCCUCCGUUGAUGCUCACCCAACGUACACAGCCUCCAAACUGCUCCAACGAGGUUCUGAAGAAGACCAGGCCAGCAAGUCAAGCAGCCUCUACAUCAUCAUCUUCAUCUUCUACCCCAGGCACCUCUUCUUCUAGGGGUUCCGCAUCCACAUCCGGCAACCACACUGGGAGAGUCCCUGCACGGCCAGUCAGCAGCUCCAGCAGCAGUAUCAUCAAACACACAAAAGACCAGAGUCAUCGCUACAGACCCAAAGUGGAUAUGGACCCUCGGGGUAGCUCCUUGACACCUUCAAACUCCGUGGAGAAGCGCACUGGUAGCCUUAUGCGUUCUUCGGCUCCAACCCCCAGCUCCGCUUCAGCUUCCAGGCAGGCUGACCGCUACUUGAUGUCUCAGGAGGGUCUGGGUUUCAUGCUGUCCAGCAAACAUGGCCUUGCAGAGUACAGCCGUUCUCGGGGCUCGUCUCAUCAGCUGCUCCCCAACUCUCACACCCAUGGCCGGGCAAACGCUUCCAGGCCCAGCGCCAUCACCCACAGUUCAACCUCAGCACACAGCUACGGUGCCUCCCAGAGUCAGGGCGUCUCCCUACAGAAUUCCUCCUCCCCUUCCUCUUCCUCUUCUUCAAUACCUUUAGAAGGUCGUGGUGAUGUGAAACAGGAGCCAAUCGCAGAGACACCAGAGAUGCCAACUGACAUCCUCAGCUUUCUUAAAAACUACAGGCCGCAUGAGUUAGCUGCCCUCUACCACCGCUGGGGCGCAUCCAACGCCCUGUUGGACCCCACAGGGAUGUUGAGGUCUGUCAUGCGGCAGGGGCAGUAUUUCUGCCAGGAGUGUGGGAAGAGUUUCAGUCAGCCCAGCCACCUGCGAACUCACAUGAGAUCCCAUACAGGGGAAAGGCCAUUCUGCUGCCGGCUCUGCCCAUACCGAGCUUCUCAGAAAGGGAACUUAAAGACGCACGUCCAGAGUGUCCACCACAUGCCUUUUGACAACAACCAGUAUCCAGACAUGAGGAGUUCAUUACUAAAUCAGGAGGAGCGAGGAGCGCUGGAUGCCAAACACCCAACUAAACAACAAUGACAACAAUUUUAGCUUCUAUGUGAAUGAUAGACCACAACAUGGACCCGAGGACCAGCCUAGUCAGGGACCCCAACAAACUCCAAAAACGUUUGUUCACUGUUUGUUAAUGUUUGAGCUUUGAAAAUAGGACCCAAGACUCAUCAUCCUUUAAUGACUGAAGAAGAAAUUUUCUAUGAUGAAGCUUCUUGUAGUUUUUGAUCUUUUUUCUUAAUUCUUUUAUGAAACUUCUUGAAGCUGUUUUCAAAGGAAAAUGAAAAAAGGGUCUAACCACGAAAUGGAAAUGAAGAGGAAAGGUGAAGCCACCACCAUUAAAUCAUUUAGUCUUCUUUAAUAUAAAGACUUGCAUCAUCUAAAAAAUCUCUGAAUCCAAAAGUACUCAAAGAAAUUAACAGAUUUGCCUCUUGCUGCCAUUUUGGGGGUACCAACAAGUAAAGCUGUGCAGCCUUACAGGAAAAGUAGAAUUUUCAUAACAAGAUGCAGAAAAACUCAACUCAUUUGCAGCUGCUAGCUUUCUAAUCCAGGACUGUGGUAUUGCAUGGUUGCUCUAUUCGCCCCUUCAGUGCUUUUUUUUUUCUUUUUUUCCUUUAUAAGCUUUAUUGUACGUGCGAGUUUGUGCAUUUCUCAGGACAGCAAUCACAAAGCCACAGCAAAAGACGAUGCCCUGCAAUUCAGCAACAGACAUCUGAGAUGCUACAAGUCUGGAUUCCAGUUCAGGAGAAGAUGAAAUGCACCUUUCUGUCUGCGUGUGCGUGACUGUGUGUUAUACUGACUUCCCUCGGCUCCACGGUGUAGUGCAGUGGGAGUGCUGUGGUCGCUCACAGGCUGUGUAGCUGAUGAUUAGAAGGAGAGGGGUAGGAUUAGGAAGGAGAGAACGCUAAUGGUGAUGUCUACUUAAAUGCUCAUUAAAGAAAAGCCUGUUUUAAAUA